AUGAAACAAUAUGAUAAUGCAUUUAAAUAUGCAUAUAAAACAAGAGAUUUAAAAUUAAAAUAUUUAUCAAAUAAUCAUCCAAAUUUAGCUAAAAGUUAUAUUUUAAUUGGUAAAAUUUUUACAGAUAAACAACAAUAUCGACAAGCACUUGAACAAUAUGAAAAAGCAAUGGAAAUUCAACGUGUUAAUUUAUCUAAUGAUAAUAUUGAUAUUAUAAAAGUAAAACUUGAUAUUGGAUGUAUACAUUGUCAAAUGGGAAAAUUAGAUAGAUUACCAGAAAAUUUUGAUGAUAAAAUUAAUUUAUAUUCAACAAUUGAAUGUUUUGAAUUAGCUAUAAAAUUAUAUCAUGUGGCAAGUGAAUAUGCUGAAAAAGAUCAUAAAUAUGCUGAUGCCUAUAAAUAUGAACUAAAUUCAGUUCAUAUUCGACAAUAUCAAUGGUCUGAAGUUUUUUUUUCAGAAUUAAACAAUUCAAAUAUUGAAAAUUUUCAUACAUUAGAAAAUUUGAAACAAUUAUUACCAAUUUCAAGAAUACAAUUAAAAACUAUUUUACAUAAUUUCUAUUAUAUUUUUAAACAAUGUCAUAUAGUACAACAGCGAAAACAAAUAGAUAAUAAUUUGAUUUUUGAUAAAAAAAAAGAUUUUAAAGAAAAAGCAGAUAAUUUAGAAAUAUUACUACUUUCAUUUUGGUCGGAUGAAGAGAAACAAAAGUAUGCCGAUGAUAGAAAUAGAGUUAUUUAUAACCACGUUAUGUGGAAAUUAACUUUUGAUCGUGAACGUUUCUUCUCUGAGAUAGAAUAUGAGUUGAAAAAAUUGCCAAAUUUCAAAGUAUCAAUAUCACUUGACAUUUUAGAAGAAGAAAAAGAAGUUUCUCAAUAUCUUUCGACCUUUAUGUAUGAUUUAUUUGAACAUUAUAACUUGGGAAAACUUGACCUAGGAGACUAUGAAGAUAUUGACCAAAAUAUGGAUAAAGAUGCUGAUGAAGAUGUUGACACAGAUAUGGAUGAAGAUGCUAACGAAGAUGUUGAUAAAAGAAGUAGAAAAAAUCCAUUCAAAAAUGUUAAAGUUCUUCUAUUAAAAUGUAUCAUAUAUGGAAGGGAAUCCGCUCGACUAAACAAUGCUGUUGACGCAGCCACACUAUUUAUAUUAGCAUUAGAGUUAUAUGAACAUUUUUUUAAACUUACAAAUUCUUCUACUGAUAAGAACGACAACGAUAAUAAUAAACCCCCCCCCAGAAUAGAAGGGCAUGGCUUUCUCUUGUGUCCCGUCGGAUCAACCUUUUUAGGGUGGC
Molecule: messenger RNA, 1288 nt
Organism: Didymodactylos carnosus
Lineage: Eukaryota; Metazoa; Rotifera; Eurotatoria; Philodinida; Philodinidae
Source: the annotation of a GenBank genome assembly